UUUUAAAAACAAUAUGGCUUCCAAGUAGUUCAAAAAGGUUCGAGUUUGAAAUAAAUAGGAAACAGAGUACAACUGGUAACAAAUAGUCAUUUAUUUUCCUUUAACAAAAUGCAUGGAUUAGCAAUACAAGUAAAUGGGCAGGGUUAUGGCAUGCCACGGCAGUAUGGAACAGGGCUAGGGAAAGAUCAUUUUAGAGAAAAUGUGCGAAGGAUGAGGCAGAUUCAGAGGAUGUCUAAAGAAAAAGAAGCAGAAAGUGUUCAACCUGUUAAGGCUUUGUGGAAAUCUGAGAAAUACAAAGAUAUUUCUUCAAAGAUAAAAGAUGAUAUACAGAAAGUACCCGAUACACCACGGCCACAUUCUGCUGUAUUUCUCCGAGCACACACAAGAUCUGGUCCCUCAGUAAAACUACAAUCAAGGCCUUGUACACCUGAUCCUAAACUUUCAGUACCUCCCGCUAGUAUAGCAAAUGAUGUACAACUUGUGAGACAUGACUUUGAUUUUAUAAAAUUGAAUGGCCGUGCUGUAAAACAUCCUCAUGUUCCUCGAGCACCCAGUCUUACUGCUCUUGAUGACUUGAAGAAAAAGCAAGAAGAUGAAUUUAAGAAACAUAAAAAAGGAGAAGUACCCACAUAUUUGAGAGCCCGAAAAGAUCAGUGGAAGAAGGAGGAGGAAGACAGAAUAGCCAAUACACCAGAUCCUUCAUGUCCUGAAGGCCAUAGAGUAUUACCAGAGGCUGAGAGAAGGGAAACACUAGAUCUACUCAAAAACAAACAACAAGAAUUAAUCAGCAAACUUCAGUCAUUACCCCUGAGAACAGAUACAUUCAGAAUGAGGUCGUGUAAACAAGAACUUGAAAAUAAACUUGCAGAAAUGGAGGAGGCAAUUAAAAUAUUCUCUCGACCAAAAGUGUUUGUGAAAUAGAAAUACUGUACAAGAAAUAAACUACUGAUGAAUUACUAAAGCCGUCACCUGGAAUAAGUAGCAAUUUAACCUGAAGUAUGCAGCCAGAUACUUAUAAGGAUUCAACCUAUUUGUAUACAAACAUAUUCAACCAUCAGCCACUCCUAUCUUGAUGGAUUGAUUCAACUAGACAACUUUCAGUCAUUGGCUACUCAUUGUGAAUAUAUUGAUAGUGAUUACAUAUAUAGCAUUGUAAAGUACAAAAUAUCUUAUUGAUAAUGUUCUUACACUUAAUUCCUGAGACAUCUUAGAUAAGAAAAGGAUUUAUAGAGAUUGGUAUCAUAGUUAUUAGAUUAUUUAUUUCUCGUUGAAAGAGAUACUUAUAUGUAUAUAACUAUAUUGCAUAAUUGUACAUAGGAGAGUAAAUGUGCUACUUGUAUGAGAGUGAAGGUAUAACACAUUCCAAAUGUCUAUGUAUGAUUUAUUGCCAUUAUCAGGUGAAUAACAGCAAUAAGCUCAAUUUACCUCAGUUUCACCAAGAUUGAACACAUGUUGUGAUAUUAUUACAUGUAGUUGUAAAGGUUUUUGACAGGUUAUAUGGCCCAUAUAAAUGGUGUUUGCAUAUAUAACCCAAGCCACUAGACAAGGUCUAUAUUGCAAAAAAUCAUUUAUAUACAGCCAAAUAACCUGACAAGAACCUUUGCAACACAUUUAAAAUACAGCAAACUGCUUUAUUACUUUAUAAAGUGACAGACACUAGAUAAAUCUCACGGUUAUCCAAUGAAAGGCAACAUUUCAAAAUUUAAAAGUACCUGUCAAUUGAAGGAGUGAAAAUAACAUGAUUUUUUUCUCAGAUUUUUUUUUUUAAAUUUGUAGAAAAGGUACUCAUUUGUUCUUAGUAAUUUUUAGAAGGUUUUUUAACGAAAAAUGUGUUUAUAAAACUAUAUACAUAGGUGAAUGUACAAUUAUGAUCUGUUAAUAAGGUCUUGAAAUGUAUACAUGUACUUAUAGACAUCUGUUCACCAUGGGCCCGAGGAUAUACUUUAAUUGAUAGUUGUAUAGGUAUAUGAUCUGGGUUUUUUUAGACUUAUUUUUGUUUUAACCACAAGAGUUUAAUUUUAGCACGUAACAUUUAUGCCUUAAACUACGCUUCUAUUUUGUAAAUUUAUCAUUUUGUUUAUUCAUUAUUAUGUUUGAUAUCAUGUUUUACAAAUUGUUACCAGCACACACAAACACUUCAAGUAUUUUGGUCAGCACCUUUGAUGUGAGUAACUGAAACGUAUCUAAGUUACUUUGGAAUUGAUUGUCAAUAGCUAUUCUUCAGUGAAUCUUUUAUGUUAUGUUAUUUAGUUAAAACACAGUACAAUAUCUAGCAUCCUCAGUCCAGUUAAUAUUUCAUCAGAUAUCUACAGAAUGAGGUAGAAUUUUUCUGUAUAAACUGAUAAACAAACCAGCCAAAAAAGUCCUCAAAAAUACACAUAAAAGUUGCUUUAAAGCCAGGAAACCUGAAAAUUAAAUCAUAAGAGCUAAAUCUGAUUUAUUUAUGCAAACCGUUAUAACAUUUUCAUACCAAAGGAUCAGUUUCAGUAUUUAAAGAUACAUAUUUUUUAUUUUCAAUUCUUUGUAGAUAUAGAAGAUUUAAACAGAGCUCAUUUGCUUUAAGGCAGAUAUAUAAUUUUACAAUCCUUUGUCUUUGAUUUUCAUUCUGAGAUUGUUAACAUUACUGCCUUGACAAUGAUAGACUAAGCUAUGGAUUAUUUUAUUCAAUACAUUCAAGGCUGACAUUUUAAGUAUAGAAUUUUAAUACAUAUGCCAUCGGAAAUGUCAUCACUGUUCAACAGUUUGCAUAUUACAAUGUUAAUACAGUAGAUACAUUAUCUUAUUGCUUCGGCAUAAAAUAUGGCAUGGUAAUAACUAAGCCAAUAGCUUUUGUGAUAAUAUAACUGAGUAUCAUACUUGAAACUUUUAAUAAGUUUAGCAGCUUGUUGAAGUAAAAUUAGAUAUUAGAUUUGUUACAGUGCCUGAUAUUCUUUUUUAUAUAUAAAAAUCAUGUUUUAUUCUCUUUUUGUUUCAGUUAGAUAUCAGAUAAAAUAUAGGAACAUAAUUAUAUUUAAGUAAAAUAUAAAAUUAU
This is a messenger RNA of Ruditapes philippinarum (Manila clam), 3031 nucleotides long. RefSeq names its product enkurin domain-containing protein 1-like. The transcript is spliced from 7 exons. Gene Ontology annotation, cellular component: cytoplasmic microtubule. Bases 109 to 921 code for a protein of 270 amino acids. Lineage: Eukaryota; Metazoa; Mollusca; Bivalvia; Venerida; Veneridae. The record is from RefSeq and is a predicted model, not a curated record.